Molecule: messenger RNA, 4521 nt
Organism: Eremothecium sinecaudum
Lineage: Eukaryota; Fungi; Ascomycota; Saccharomycetes; Saccharomycetales; Saccharomycetaceae
Gene: SWR1
Product: chromatin-remodeling protein SWR1
Exons: 1
Coding region: 1-4521 (1506 amino acids)
Cellular component (GO): Swr1 complex
Molecular function (GO): histone binding; ATP-dependent chromatin remodeler activity; ATP hydrolysis activity
Source: RefSeq, a predicted model, not a curated record
AUGACACAAGGUAGUCAAUCGGACCAGUUAGCAACCUGGUACUACGAAUAUGACUUGCUGACAAAUGAAUUAUUCCAUCUCCACGAAUUUACGUCGUUGCUGGAGUUUGAUCCUGCGUACCGCAAUGAGUCGGAUGCUUUUCGGGUGUUCUUGGAGGAUUGCAAACUAAGUUUGAAUGUUGCUGAUGAUGAGCGUGAUGCCAAUAUAGAGGAGAGCAAUGCUGCAAGGAGAAUUAGACGGCGACAGAAGCGGAUGCAAGGAAGUGGCAGUGACGAGGAGAGGAUUUUAGAGAUUCGGCAGCGUGUGGCUGAGAUGUAUUUUCAGCUGGAACGACGACUACAAGGGUCCAGCGUCGAGGCGAACAGACCGGAAGGAGCAGACGAAGAUCAUAGGACUGACAAAAGGAAGAGAAAGCGGCCAGAUUCAGGGGGUAGUGUCAAUAAAAUGAAAAAAGUUGGAAAAAACGGGCGGCUCGUCGUUAAGGGGGAGGACACCCGAGAAGACAUUAGAGGUGACGAAGAGGAUGAAUUGACAAAUACAAAAGAUACUGGGGUAAAAAUGGACAUUUUGAGCUCAGAUGCUGAUGUUACGGGCUGUAAACUGCCGAUGCUGGGGCCUGUGAAUGAAGAGGAGUACGAUAGUUUUUAUUUUACCACAUCAUCGGAAGACGAAGGUUUGGUGGGUGGUGAUGACAGGUCUUCGAAAAGAGGGGCAAAGGUGCUUCCAAGAAUCAAAAUUUUAGUACAACCUCCAAAGCAGACAAUCACUAAUUACUUGCAUGCCAACAAGCCGGACUUUUCUUCCCUUCAUGAGUUUUUGCAGUCAUAUCGCUCAUUGGAUGAAGACCUUUCAAUCGAGGAAUACCAAGAUUACAUUGCUGAACAGCGAAAGACAAUAGCUGCGCUUCAAAGAGGCUUUGAACGCGGGGUGUUACGAUACGAUGCUGCUACUGAUUCUAUCCAAGGCAUUAGCAUUAAGGAUGUUCAAAGUAAUCAAUGGAAUAAGGCGGAACCCAUAUCUGUGUACUACAAAGAGCAGGAAAAACUUGCAUUGCAUGAUCAUUUGGUUAACCAUGGUGUCGCUAUGAGCAAAGUGUUCCAAGAGAAUAAGAGAUUACGAAUCAGCCGUGCGCGAAAGGUUUCGCAGAUGAUUGAACAGCAUUUUAAGCAUAUUGCGGGAGCUGAGGAGCGGAAAUCGAAGGAGGAAGAAAAACGAAGGAAGGCCUUGGCAAGAGUAGCAAUACAGGCGGUGAAAAAGCGUUGGGGUUUAGCUGAAAGGGCAUACCGCGUCCUCAAAAAGGAUGAGGAAGAGCAAUUGAAACGUAUACAAGGCAAGAAACAUUUGAGUAAGAUGCUUGAGCAGAGUACGCAAUUGCUUGGUGCGCAGUUAAAUCAGUUUGACAGUGAUGAUAGUGAUACUGGUACCGAAUAUUCUGACUCUGAAGAGGUUGAUAGUGAUGAGGUGAUGAGUACUUCAUCUUCAGAAGCGGAAGAUGACCACCAAGGCACCAAUGCCGAAGAUGAUUCGAAGUUGACAGUCGAAGAACUGCGGGACAAAUACUCUGGUAUAGAUCAAUUAGAUGACGGUAGUCCUAAUCCAAAAUUACAGCCGUCAUCUGCGGAAAUUGCUAGCGAUUACGAUCAGCAAUCAACUGAACAGUCUGUUAUUGAAGAGGAAAGAACUUUAACUAGUGCGCUAAAUGAGUGCGAAGAUUCUGUUCUAGAUGAGGAUGAUUCUGGUUCUCUUUCGGAAGACACCGGAAGCGACGUCGAUAGUGUUUCAUCCGAUCAAUCGAGUGACACAACUCAAACUAAACAGUCGCAAUUAGCAUCCUUAUUCGAUCAAAUGGAUGAUGACGAAGCAGACGUGGAGGUUCGAUAUUCCUCAGACGAACCUAGUAGUUAUGAGGAGCGCGAUUUAUCAGAUAAAUCGGAUGAUGUUUCGGACGAAAAUCCUAGUCUUGAGCCGAUUGCCGCUUCCCCAGAAACAUUGGACGAAAAAGAUAAACCCCGGCCAAGGACUCCUAAUGAUUCGCUUUCUGUUGUUGAUGUUCCCAUACCUUCUUUAUUGCGCGGUGUGCUUAGAAUUUAUCAGAAACAAGGUCUGAAUUGGUUGGCAUCUUUGUACAAUAAUAAUACCAAUGGCAUUCUCGCAGAUGAAAUGGGUUUAGGAAAAACUAUCCAAACGAUUUCACUGCUUGCAUAUCUUGCAUGUGAAAAAGAAAACUGGGGACCACAUCUUAUUAUUGUUCCAACUUCCGUUCUAUUGAAUUGGGAAAUGGAAUUCAAGAGGUUUGCACCCGGCUUUAAAGUUUUGACAUACUACGGUUCUCCACAACAACGUAAGGAAAAACGUAAAGGCUGGAACAAGCCAGACGCUUUUCAUGUGUGCAUCACAUCAUAUCAGUUAGUUGUUCAUGACCAGCAUUCCUUCAAAAGGAAAAGAUGGCAAUAUAUGAUUUUGGAUGAAGCGCAUAACAUUAAGAACUUCAGGUCUACUCGUUGGCAGGCUCUUCUAAAUUUUAAUACAAGAAGAAGACUACUUUUAACAGGUACACCUUUGCAAAAUAACAUCGCAGAACUAUGGUCACUACUAUAUUUCUUAAUGCCACAGACUGCCAUGGAAAAUGGAACCAUUUCUGGUUUUGCUGACUUGGCAGCUUUCCAGCAAUGGUUUGGUAAGCCUGUUGAUCGUAUAAUUGCAACAGAAGGAGAACAUGAUGAUGAGACGAAGCAAACGGUUUCUAAACUUCACCAAGUUUUACGUCCGUAUUUAUUGAGACGUUUGAAAGCAGAUGUGGAAAAGCAGAUGCCCGCAAAGUAUGAACAUAUUGUCUAUUGUCGCUUGUCAAAGAGGCAACGUUUUUUAUAUGAUGAUUUCAUGUCCCGUGCACAAACGAAGGCAACACUAGCAAGUGGAAAUUUUAUGUCAAUCAUCAAUUGUUUAAUGCAACUGAGGAAAGUGUGUAACCAUCCUGAUCUUUUCGAAGUGAGACCAAUUCUUACUUCUUUCUGCAUUGAUAGGGGUGUUACUUCCAGCUAUAACAGCCUGAACCAAAAUAUAUUGAAAAGACUUCAUGAAAAUGAUAUUGAACAAUGUGUCAAUUUGCAAGCUCUAAAUUUUCUAUUUACUUAUAAUGACUUUAUGAUGACAACAAAUACGGCAACUAGUACUGCUCACCUGCAAUGUGUUACUCAGUUUGCUGAUGCGAUAAGAAUGGUAAGAGAGGAAACUGCAGCGACUACAGAGGAAGAACAAAAGUUAAAUUACCAAAACAUUAAUGAAUUUUAUAAAGGGUUUACUCUCAAGAACAGUGCUAGAAUUAUUAAUCAUUAUGGUUACAUGAAAUAUUUAAACACCCUACGUUGUGAGAAAAAACCAAUAUACGGUAGCAACCUGAUAAAGCUUUUAACUUUGAAUGGACGUUACGCAAAUACGAAUUCCGACGUCAUGUCAGAUUUGAUGAAACCGUUAGAGACUCGAUUAUUAACUAAAAAGGAUAUGAUUCAACAAUAUGCGAUAGUAACGCCUAAUGUUGUAGUUCUGGACAAUAGAGAAUUAAUCUUAGGCUUAAACCAAGAAAGCGUUAUUCAUUCAUCUACCAAAGCUGAAAUACAUCAUAAGCUUUACAAUAUGGACAAUCCAUUUCACCAAUUGCAGACGAAGCUUUCCAUAGCCUUUCCUGAUAAAUCGCUAUUGCAGUAUGACUGUGGGAAGUUGCAGAACUUGGCUAUAUUGUUGCAAAAUUUAAAGGAAAAUGGGCAUAGAGCUUUGAUUUUUACUCAGAUGACUAAGGUAUUGGAUAUUUUAGAGCAAUUUCUAAAUUAUCAUGGAUACCUAUACUUGAGGCUGGAUGGCGCAACCAAGGUUGAGGAUAGACAGAUUUUAACCGAGCGCUUUAAUAGUGAUUCGCGGAUUACAGCGUUUAUCUUGUCUAGUAGAUCCGGAGGGUUAGGAAUUAACUUGACUGGUGCCGAUACUGUUAUAUUUUAUGACUCUGACUGGAAUCCUGCAAUGGACAAACAGUGCCAGGAUCGUUGUCACAGAAUAGGUCAAACUCGAGAUGUCCACAUCUAUAGAUUUGUCAGUGAACAUACUAUAGAGAGUAAUAUAUUAAAGAAGGCUAACCAAAAACGACAACUAGACAAUAUCGUCAUUCAAAAAGGUGAUUUCACUACGGACUACUUCACCAAGUUAUCUGUCAAGGAUCUGUUAGGUUCUGAAGCUCCAGAAGAAUUCAUAGACGAAAAUCCAUUGUUGCUGGAAGGAUCGGCAGAAGCCAAAGACUCUAGAAAGCUAGAAAAGUUGCUAGCGCAUGCUGAAGAUGAAGACGACGUAAUGGCAGCAAGAUUGGCGAUGAAAGAAGUUGAUCUUGAUGAUGGCGAUUUCAGAGAAGGAAGUAUGGUAGAAGGCUCUGUUGAAGACGAGGAUGAUGUCAGUUCGCAAGAUGAAUAUGAGGGUACAAAACACGUCGAGGAGUAUAUGAUACGGUUCAUUGCAAAUGGAUAUUUAUAUGAUUAG